AACCCUCCUCCACCGCCCGGAUCGCGAUGGCCGCCGCCGCCGUCGCCCCCGACGCGAAGAUCGAGAAGUUCCGCGACGCCGUCGCCAAGCUCGACGAGAUCAGCGAGAACGAGAAGGCCGGCUGCAUCAGCCUCGUCUCGCGCUACCUCAGCGGCGAGGCGGAGCAGAUCGAGUGGAGCAAGAUCCAGACCCCCACCGACGAGGUGGUGGUGCCGUACGACACCCUCGCGCCCGCGCCCGAAGAUCUCGAUGCCAUGAAGGCGCUGCUCGACAAGCUCGUCGUGCUCAAGCUCAACGGAGGCCUCGGCACCACCAUGGGCUGCACCGGUCCCAAGUCUGUUAUUGAAGUUCGCAAUGGGUUCACAUUUCUUGACCUUAUUGUGAUUCAGAUCGAGUCCCUGAACAAGAAGUACGGAUGCGAUGUCCCUUUACUUCUCAUGAACUCCUUCAACACGCAUGACGAUACUCAAAAGAUUGUUGAGAAGUACUCCAACUCCAACAUCAACAUCCACACUUUCAACCAGAGCCAAUAUCCCAGGAUUGUUACUGAGGACUUCUUGCCACUUCCGAGCAAAGGGAAGUCAGGAAAGGAUGGCUGGUAUCCCCCAGGCCAUGGUGAUGUUUUCCCCUCUUUGAACAACAGUGGAAAACUUGAUACCUUACUGUCGCAGGGCAAGGAGUAUGUCUUUGUUGCCAACUCAGACAACUUGGGUGCUAUAGUUGACAUCAAGAUAUUGAACCACCUGAUCAACAACCAGAAUGAAUACUGCAUGGAGGUUACUCCGAAAACAUUGGCUGAUGUUAAAGGUGGAACCCUCAUCUCAUAUGAAGGAAGGGUCCAGCUCUUGGAGAUUGCCCAAGUCCCUGAUGAGCAUGUGAAUGAAUUCAAGUCAAUUGAGAAGUUCAAGAUAUUCAAUACCAACAACCUGUGGGUGAACUUGAAGGCGAUCAAGAGGCUUGUUGAAGCUGAUGCACUUAAGAUGGAGAUCAUUCCCAACCCUAAGGAAGUUGAUGGCGUGAAAGUCCUUCAGCUGGAAACUGCAGCUGGGGCAGCGAUCCGGUUCUUCGAGAAAGCAAUCGGCAUCAACGGUCCCCGCUCAAGGUUUCUGCCCGUGAAGGCUACAUCAGAUUUGUUGCUUGUGCAGUCUGACCUCUAUACCUUGGUCGAUGGCUAUGUCAUCCGCAACCCAGCUAGAGUGAAGCCUUCAAACCCUUCCAUUGAGCUUGGUCCUGAGUUCAAGAAGGUCGCCAGUUUCCUGGCCCGGUUCAAGUCAAUCCCCAGCAUCGUUGAGCUCGACAGCUUGAAGGUCUCUGGUGAUGUCUCGUUUGGCUCUGGCGUCGUACUCAAGGGCAACGUGACCAUCGCUGCCAAGUCCGGAGUCAAGCUGGAGAUCCCAGACGGAUCUGUGCUUGAGAACAAGGACAUCAACGGCCCGGAGGAUCUUUGAGUGACGCUCGCUCACCACCGCCAGACGCAUCCUGGAAGCCUUCCAGUUCUCCUUCCCUGAGUUAACAACAGUUGUAAUUUUCGUGUGCAUUCCGCUGUGGGGUUGUCCUGUGGGAGCCCUGUUACAGAAUAAUUGUAAUCCCCUCUUGUCCAUCUGCACUUCUGUUCUUCCUGGGUGGUACCAGGGACGUAAAGUUCUUUUGGUUAAGUGAUAUGCCAUAGUUUUAUUUUCA
Molecule: messenger RNA, 1680 nt
Organism: Lolium rigidum
Lineage: Eukaryota; Viridiplantae; Streptophyta; Magnoliopsida; Poales; Poaceae
Product: UTP--glucose-1-phosphate uridylyltransferase
Exons: 21
Coding region: 27-1448 (473 amino acids)
Biological process (GO): UDP-alpha-D-glucose metabolic process; glycogen metabolic process
Cellular component (GO): cytoplasm
Molecular function (GO): UTP:glucose-1-phosphate uridylyltransferase activity
Source: RefSeq, a predicted model, not a curated record